GGAUUAGCAUUCCUUGGUGUACAUAUAUUUCCUGUUGUUGGAGGGAUAGCUAGUUUUUAUACUCAAUAUUUUCAUUGUAGAGACCAUACUGUGUCAUGUUUUGCAAAUCAAAAGUUUUAUAUAAUAGGUUCAUCUUUUUUAAUUGCGAUUUCAAUUUUAUUUCAAUUACUAUAUACAUUAUAUGUGUACUUAAUAUGGAAAAAAGGAAUAUGGCCUCUAGUAUAUGAAUUCAAAUAUUCUAGGCAUGAUGAGAUUAAAGAAAUGCAUGCAAUAUAUGAGGUCCAAUUUCCAUUGUUUCAUGCUCAGAUAAUGAUGAUAGGGCUAUUGUUAGUUGCUUAUUUAGUAGGAAUAGCACUAACAAAAAGACAAAUUAGACUUCGAGACCUAUUUAUAAAUUUUCAAGUGCCGUUAAACAUAAUAUUCCUUUAUUAUUCAUAUUUUAUACUCAAAGGUGUGAGGGAUGAAAAACAUUAUUUAAUGUUUAUCGUAUAUAUAGGAAAUUUUAUUCAAGCCUUAUUAUUAUAUUUUGAUAUGGCUAGUUUCUGUGAACGAUAUAAUAAAUUACAAUGCUUUCAGUAUAAUAUGCCUAUGUGUGCAUUUUUAUUAUAUGCAUGUCUAUGUUGGAUCGUUUUGGCAUUAUCAACAUGGAACACUAUUAG
Molecule: messenger RNA, 659 nt
Organism: Rhizophagus irregularis DAOM 181602=DAOM 197198
Lineage: Eukaryota; Fungi; Glomeromycota; Glomeromycetes; Glomerales; Glomeraceae
Source: RefSeq, a predicted model, not a curated record